Messenger RNA from Hyposmocoma kahamanoa, 2492 nucleotides. It is a transcript of the gene Ncd, whose product is annotated as protein claret segregational. Gene Ontology annotation, biological process: microtubule-based movement. Gene Ontology annotation, molecular function: ATP binding; microtubule binding; microtubule motor activity. The record is from RefSeq and is a predicted model, not a curated record. The coding region runs from base 125 to 2092 and encodes 655 amino acids. NCBI's taxonomy places the organism in Eukaryota, Metazoa, Arthropoda, Insecta, Lepidoptera, Cosmopterigidae. The transcript has 3 exons.
GUGUCCGUUUUCUAACUAACGUGAUUGACAGUCUGGAGAAAUUCAACGAUUUUACUGUUUUCUUCAGUCCAAUAAGCACCUGGAGUGCGCAUAAGUUGUGUUGAUAAAGGAUUACUUCAUAAAGAUGUCCAGAAUCCCAAAACUGCCUACUACGGCAACAAAAGAGAAUCGGCCAGGUCUGAUUAAUCGUCCAAUUUCAAGAAGUAUAGCCAAUGUUCUCAGCGACGCUGACAAGAAAAGCUUACUUGCAAACCAUACUAAACCUAUACGUGCUACGGCCAUCGUCGGAGCAAAAGCAAAUGGUAUGAUCACCAAAAGCAUGUCAACAGCAUCAGUGCAGGGAACAUCAAAUGGAAUAUCAGGUACCUUAGCUGCCUCACGCUUAAAGAGAUCGCAGUCUGUACAGGCAACAUCUACUAUUCCUGCCAAAGUUAACAAAGUGGAGAAGAAACCAGUAACUACGGGGCCUAAAUUUGCUCCUUAUGAUUUCAAAGGUAAAUAUAACAAUUUGGUUGAAAUACACAAGACACUGAAAAGUCAGUACACUGAAUUAAAAGACAAUCACAAUGAAAUUACUGAAGACUAUGAGAAAGUUAAAGAUGCUGCAGAAAGUUGUGCCAAGGAAAGGGAUAAUUUGAAAGAGAAAUUGCUAAACACUUACAGUGAGCUAAAGGAAAAGUCAUCGGAAUAUGACAAACUUAAGAUUGACUGUGAAUUACAAAAACAUGAGAUUGAUGAUCUCCACAGAAAAACAAAACUAUUGGAAGAAAUCACAAGCAACUUGAAAAAAAAAUCAUCAGAACUAGAGAAACUGCAAUCAGACUAUGAUGACUUAAACAGACGUUAUAACAGCCUCAAAGAAGAAGCAGAAGCUUUACGAGUUCUUUCCGACCACCUCAAGAAAGUCUCCAUCGAGCAUGAGAAGUUGCAGCUUGAUUAUAAAGAAGCACAAGUGACAAUAACAAAAAAUGUAUCAGACACAGAAGGACUGCAAAAUAUAUUAGCUGCCAUGCAUAAAGAGCAAAGAGAUUUAAGAAAUACUAUACAAGACUUAAAAGGUAAUAUACGCGUGUAUUGUAGGGUCAGACCACCCCUAGAAUCGGAGACUACAAAACCACUCUUCAACCUUCAUGUCCUCGAUGCUUGCUCCAUUGAAGUUGAAAAAAUUGAAUUGUGCAAUUCUUCUACUCGUAAAGGCAAACAUGCCUUUUCUUUUGAUGGAAUUUUUACUCCACAUUCAUCACAGGAAGAUGUGUUUGCUGAAGUGUCUCCUAUGGUUCAGUCGGCACUGGAUGGAUACAAUGUAUGUAUUUUUGCUUAUGGGCAAACUGGUUCUGGUAAAACUUAUACCAUGGAAGGUGGCUGUGGCAAAGAACAGUAUGGUAUCAUACCUCGUGCUUUCAACAUGAUUUUUACAUGUAUGGAUGACCUGAAGAAAAUGGGUUGGGAUAUAGGAAUAAAAGCAUCAUUUCUAGAAAUAUACAAUGAAGUUAUUUAUGACUUAUUGAAUUCUAGUAAGGAACAAGUGAGUCAUGAUAUCAAAAUGGUUAAUUCUAAAGGACCGGUUGAUGUCUAUGUUUCCAACCUCAAAGAGGAGGAGGUGAAGAGUUCCCAUGACUUCAUCAAAUUGAUGAUAUUUGCUCAACGUAACAGACAAACAGCCGCAACACUUAACAAUGAGCGAAGCUCCAGGUCUCACUCUGUAGCUCAAAUUAAAAUAUCCGCUAUCCAUGAAAAGCGUAAGGAAAAGUAUACUAGCAAUCUGAAUUUGGUUGACUUGGCUGGUUCUGAGAGUGGCAAAACUACACAGAGGAUGGAUGAAACCAAACAUAUAAACAGGUCAUUGUCUGAGUUAUCCAAAGUAAUUUUGUCUCUACAAACAAACCAAGCCCAUAUCCCUUACAGAAACUCAAAAUUGACACACUUACUGAUGCCUAGCCUUGGCGGCAACUCAAAAACAUUAAUGUUGGUCAAUAUCAAUCAAUUCGAUGAAUGCUUCAAUGAGACAUUAAACUCCCUGAGGUUUGCAACUAAAGUAAACAACUGCAGAACAGUCAAAGCAAAGAAAAACCUAACUAUGGUUGACACAUAAGUUACACUUACUGUGUCUAUACACUUGAGAUUGCCUUAAAAGAUAACUAAGAAAUAAUGACAUAGUUUGUUACAGACUUGUUUGUUACAAAUGGACUUAGUUUUUUUGGUAAUCAACUUUUAAGAUAGGACAAUCAUAAUCCAGAAAAGAAUACAUCUUUUCUUUUACAGACAUUUAGUUAUUUCCUUGUAAAUAAUGUUACUUCUAAUAUUGAUAGUUUGUAUUUUGAAAUUAAUUUAAUGACAUGUCACAUGCAAAUAAUUUUCUUAAGUCAACUUACGUGUUAAGUUGUUGGCAGAUGUUUCAAAUUAAUAUUGAAUUAUAUUUUAGAACCAUAUUAACUAUAAUAUAAUGACAUUUAAUCUAAAUAGCUUUUGUAGACAAUUCAUAGAUCACCUCG